Molecule: messenger RNA, 3543 nt
Organism: Erigeron canadensis
Lineage: Eukaryota; Viridiplantae; Streptophyta; Magnoliopsida; Asterales; Asteraceae
Exons: 15
Coding region: 21-3356 (1111 amino acids)
Biological process (GO): transcription by RNA polymerase III
Cellular component (GO): transcription factor TFIIIC complex
Molecular function (GO): protein binding; DNA binding
Source: RefSeq, a predicted model, not a curated record
AUAAUCAAUAACAAAAUAACAUGGAACAUCAACAACAAGAAUCAUCCAGUAAUUUACAACUAGUUACAGUUACCGACAAUUAUAAUAAUAAUAAUAAUUUCAAUAAUGAACCAGCUGUUCCGCCAGAAGAAAUUAGGGUUUCAAAAUUCGAUUAUUCAAUUGAUAAUCACUUCAAAUACAUUGAUCAAAUUUCAAUUCUUUCUGGCGAAUCAGAAAUGCAGUAUCAAGAAACCGAAUUACAACGCUUGAAUUCCUCUGUUACUUUCUUAAGGAAAUGGAGAGAUUUCUGUUAUCAACCUCGAACUAUUAGGUUUGCUUUUGAAAACGAGACUUCCCAGGAGAAGGAUGUCACAGCUGGGUUAAACUUGCCUCAAUUUUCUUCAGCAGCUGUUCCCAAGGAUAUGUCAGAUGGAAACAGAAUGUCUUCACCACUGAGCAAAGAUUUUGUAAUGUACGUUGGGGGCCAUGUUUGGGCAUUGGAUUGGUGUCCCAGAGCUCAUCCGAGUUCUAACUCUGACACUAAUGUGGAGUUCAUUGCCGUUUCUGCUCAUCCUCCGAACUCUGCUUAUCACAAGAUCGGUGCUCCACUUACUGGAAGAGGUCUCAUCCAGAUAUGGUGCAUAUUGAAUAUUGGUGUGAAAGACCAAGAUGUGAUCCCUUCCGGCAAAGGAAAGUUAAAAUUCACUUCCAAAAAUAAUGACAAUCAACCAAAGAGACCAAGAGGGAGACCAAGAAAGAAUCCUGUAGGCGAAUCUAUGAGUGACAUGGAUGGCACAGAAGAAACGGGUAAAAGUUCCAAAUCUUGUAAACCACAAAAGCCUAGAGGAAGACCAAGAAAGAAUCUUGUUAGUGAAUCUGUGAGUAAUUUAGAUGGCAGCAAUCAGUCAAUCCAAAGUCUGGCUGUACAAGAACCUGAAAAUCCAAAGUUAUUUCAGCUAGUGGCCACGGAAGAAAAUGAUAAAAGUUUUGGCUCAGUUAAGCCCAAAAAGCCUAAAGGAAGGCCCAGAAAGAAACCUGCAAGUGAAUUUGUGAGUACUAUAGAUGGCAGCAAUCAGUUAAUUCAGAGUCUGCCUGUACAAGAUCCUCAAAAUCCAAACUUACUUCAAUUAGUGACCAUGGAAGAAAUUGAUAAAAGUUUCAGCUCAGUUAAGCCGGAAAAGUCGAAAGGAAGACCCAGAAAGAAUACUGUUAGUGAAUCUGUGAGUAACGUGGAUGGCAGGGAUCAAUAUAUACAAAAUCAGGCUUUACAAGAUCCUGUAAAUCCAAACUUACUUCAACUAGUGGCCACAGAAGAUACCGAUAAAAGUUUCAGCUCAGUUAAGCUGAAAGGGCCGAAAGGAAGAUCCAGAAAGAAACCUGUAAGUGAAUUUGUGAGUAAUGUGGAUGGCAGGGAUCAAUAUAUACAAAAUCUGGCUGAUCAGCCUCCUGAAAGCUCAAGCACAUUACUUAAGCUACUCCACAAAGAAGAAACGAGUAAAAGUUCCAAAUCUAGUAAGAGGCAAAAUCCUAGAAAGAAACCAAGAAAUAAUCCUGCAAGUGAAUCUGUAAGCGGUGGUCAAUUUCCGCAAGGCCUGUUUGUGGAAUCUCCGGAAGAUUCAGACCAUUUACUUCAAGUAGUUGCCAUAGAAGAAACUGAUGCAUAUUUGAAAUCAUGCAAGCGACAAAAAACAAAGUUAAAACCCAGAAAGAAACAAGCGAAGGAAUCACUAAAUAAUUCUAAUGGCAUCGACAAACAAAUGUGCUCAUUUCCUGAAUGUCCUGAUAGUUCACCAAAAGCAAGUGUGCAACCUCUUGCUGUGGAGUUCCCUGAAGAUGUCUAUACCCGAAAGCGGAAAUGUGACAAUAAAGAAUUCCCAACAAAGUCAAUGCGGACAUCUUCAAAGUCUAGCUUAACAAAAUGCCAGCCAGGAAUAAAAAGUCAAGUAACUGGUAGUGAUUUACCUCUUCCAACACAAAGUUGUGGAAGUCCUAUACAGCAAGAUCCCAUCCUUUCUGAACCUGCUCACGAUAGUGGUUUCGUUUCUGAGGAUGCUUCUUUACCUAGACUUGUAAUGGGCUUGGCACACGGUGGAAAAGUUGCAUGGGAUCUGAAAUGGCGGCCCUCUAAUUCUCGUAUUAUUUCCAAGCACCUAAUGGGCUACCUUGCUGUCUUGCUUGGAAAUGGUGCUCUUGAAGUGUUUGAAGUACCUCUUCCCUAUAUAACUAAAGAAAUGUUUUCCUCUGCUCAGAAGGAAGGUAGUGAUCCUCGCUUCAUUAAGUUGAAGCCAGUUUUCAUGUGUACGAACUUGAAGUGUGGUGAUAGACAGAGUAUUCCGCUAACAUUGGAGUGGUCAACAUCAGCUCCUCAUGAUCUUAUUCUGGCUGGUUGUCAUGACGGAGUGGUGGCCCUGUGGAAGUUCUCUGAUAACGAUCCAUCUAAAGAUACUAGACCCUUGCUUUGCUUCAGCGCGGAUACAGCUCCUAUAAGGGCAUUAAAGUGGGCUCCAUUGGCUAGUGAUGCCGAGAGUGCAAAUAUAAUUGCUACUGGUGGGCAUAAAGGUCUUAAGUUUUGGGACAUACGUGAUCCGUUUCACCCUCUUUGGGAUAUUCCUGCUCAGCAGAACAUAAAUAGUAUGGAUUGGCUCUCAAAUCCAAGUUGUGUUGUUUUAUCCUUUGACGAUGGAGAAAUAAGAACAAUCAGCUUACUGAAGGCUGCUUGUGACAUUCCUGUUACGGGUAUGCCCUGUAUUAAGACACCACAGCAUGGAUUACAUAGUUAUUACUCUUCAUUAUCUUCAGUUUGGAGUACUCAAGUGUCAACAACAGGCAUGGUUGCAUAUUGUUGUUCAGAUGGGAAAGUUCUUCAUUUCCAGCUUACUACCAAAGAGGUGGAGAAAGAUGAUAUCAGAAACCGCAAGAGUCAUUAUCUGAGUGGUUCCAUAACCUGGGAAGAAUCGACCCUUAGUAUAUUCUCUCCUGUACCCAAUAAAUUGGGUGAUAUCCCAAGAUCCAAACGUGGUUUUAUAUCGAAAUCAAAUCAAGAGAAGAGAGCCAAGGACCAAAUCUUAAAGUCCCAAACCCCAGAAAAACAACUAGGUCAUUACCUGGUCUCAGAAGCCAAGUCAGGGAUAUACCAAAAGAGCGGCGAUACCUCUCAGACAACUGAAACCAGUCAAGCAUUAGUGUGCGCAGACAAUGACAAUAAGAGUGAAGGAGAGACUGUUGGAAAACAUAUGGACAACGAGAAGGAAAGAGAGGUCCUUCCUCCCAAGAUUGUUGCAAUGCACUGUGUUAGAUGGAAUAUGAACAAAGGUAGUGAGAGAUUGUUGUGCUAUGGAGGCGCUGCUGGUAUUGUACGAUGUCAAAAAAUUUCUUAACCCACAACCUUAGAGUUAAUUUGAUGGUUUUUUAGAUCAGGUGGGAUAAUAAUGUAUAUCUGCGAACAAAAUUUUUAAAUAGGUUUAGUAAAUAUUUUGUUAAUUUAUAUGCCAAAGUGUUUUUUCCCUAGGUAAGUAUGUGUAUAUAACUUGGUAUUUAGUUUAUUGAGAAUGAAAAUUCCACCAA